Necator americanus (New World hookworm) is the source of this 7818-nucleotide messenger RNA. RefSeq lists its product as uncharacterized. The transcript has 63 exons. The record is from RefSeq and is a predicted model, not a curated record. NCBI's taxonomy places the organism in Eukaryota, Metazoa, Nematoda, Chromadorea, Rhabditida, Ancylostomatidae. Gene Ontology annotation, cellular component: myosin complex; cytoskeleton. Gene Ontology annotation, molecular function: ATP binding; cytoskeletal motor activity; protein binding. Bases 1 to 7818 code for a protein of 2605 amino acids.
AUGUUCACGGUUAUAGAAUCUCCUUUCCUAAAACAGUACGUUGAUUCUAUCAUGGGAUCGAAUGAUCCCUGUUCAGGAGAGAAUCUACUGAAUUUGACAGACACAAGUGAAGAGCGUGUACUUUCUGAAAUCGAGGAUCGUUUCAAUAAAAAGAGAAUUUACACGAAUGUCGGAGGCGUUCUACUUUUUAUAAAUCCAUUCGAGAAGUACAGUAUCUAUGAUGAAUCUGUGAUUGCGCAGUAUCAGCAAUUUAAUAAAUAUGCGCAUAUUUUCACACCAGCUAGAUGUGCCGUCGAGAAUAUACAAAGUGGGUCCAGUGCAGAAUGCAUAGUUUUCAGCGGAGAAUCUAGUUCUGGAAAGUCUUUCAAUGCAUAUCAAGUGAUGAAGUAUUUGGCAACGUCACAUAACAGUAAAGUCACAGUGAAACAUAUUGAUGCCAUCACUACAAUAUUCAAUAGUUUCGGUUGCGCUAAAACUGUAAAAAAUGACGAUGCCACAAGAUUUGGUUAUUGCAUGGAUUUUCUAUACAAUAAAAAUGUCCUUUCUGGACUGAGUCUUCGAAACACUCUACCGCUGGAAACAAUCCGUGUAGUUUCUCAGAAACCAGGCGAACGAAAUUUUAACGUCUUCUAUGAACUUUGUGCUGGGAUGUCAUCAGAUACAAAAGCCACCUACGGGAUUCGUGAUCAGCAGAAAUUUUUCUAUUUAACACAGGGCAAGGUCGGAGAGAAUAUUCGCGAUGAUGCUCUAAAUUUUCCUCGACUAGACGGUUCACUAGAAAUUCUUGGAUUUUCGGAAGAACAACGUCAAAUUAUUUACAAGACUCUUGCAACAAUUCUUCAUCUUGGAAACAUGUAUUUCCGGCAACGACGGAAUGCUGAGGAUGAAACGGAAUAUGUGGAAGUAAGUAACGACGUUGAACUAAAAUGGGCUUCCUAUCUGCUUGACGUCGACAUGUUCUCCUUCGCUCCUUGCUUCACCCAUAAAAUCAUUAAAACUGAUGAGGGAGUCAGUAAGACAGCGUUCAGCAUGGGUCAAGCACUUGAUGCAAGAGACGCGUUAGCAAUGACCCUCUAUGAGGUCGUCUUCAGUUGGAUCCUCAAUCGAAUCUCGUUACAUUUGAAAUGCUCUGACCAUAACGCUGUCAUCAGCGUUAUUGAUUAUUAUGGUGUUGAGCGUUACAUCAAUAACGGAUUGGAGCAACUGCUUAUCAACAGUGUGAAUGAAAAAUUAGAAAAUGCAUUCUUGAAACAGACAUUUCUGGAUGAAAUGGCUGACUACACUGAGGAAGGAUUGACAUUCGAAUGGAAGAUGCCAGCAUCUCUGGACAACGAAAAAGUACUGGACCUCCUCUGUAAAAAACCAUAUGGUCUUCUGUAUCUUAUCGAUGAUGAAUGUAAAUUUCCUAAGGCUUCUGACGAAUCCUACCUUCGACAUUGUAAUCUUAACCAUCUGGAUAAGAAUGUGUACGGAAAGGCAAAAAAUAAAGAAAGACUGCAAAUGUCGGUCCGACAUUCGUUUGGAUCAACAUGGUACACUGUUCACGGAUUUGUUCAACGAAAUAAACGUGCUCUUCCUGGAAAUGUUGUUAAAAUUCUAGCUGAUAGUCAGAAUACGGUGAUAUCCAUGCUUUUCCGUCCUCUCGCAGGUACAAAGGAAGGCAAUGACUAUGUGGUUUAUGCUGGUCAACAGUUCAACACCGCUUCAACGGCGUUAGUGGAAAAAAUUGUGAGUAGUCAGUCGCAUUUUGUCCGAUGUGUACGCUCUAACAACGAACGUAUUCCUGCACGUCUUGAUGAAACGUCUCUGGCUCGACAGCUAAAAGCUCUCUCCAUUAUCGAAACAUUGCAUUUUCGACAAGCAGGAUUUCCUGUACGGAUACCGUUUGAACGGUUCGCAAGGAAUUAUCGCUGCCUUUUGCCAUCCGAUAUAGCACUGUGCCAGAAGCAGAAGGAAAUAAUCGUCGAUAUCCUAGAUGGCCAGGGUGUUAAGUUUGCCGAUGACUAUCAAAUAGGAACUAACUACGUGUUUAUGCGUGAUCGUUUGGCGAACAGGCUGCAAACUCUUCGUGAAAAGACACAACGAGAAGCUGCUUAUGUAAUCCAGAAAACGAUGCGAACCUAUGUGGCCCGGAAGCGCUACCUUCGUAAGCGCCAAGCUAUUGUCCGGUUGCAGGCUGGUCUUCGAGGAUGGAAAGCUAGGAAGGAGUGCUGUGCGUUACGAGAACAACUUUUCAAAAACCUUAGCGUUCAAACAAAAAGAAAUCGUCGGCUGAAUGCCUAUCACGAAACACUUCUGAGCGAACAUCCGGAUCAGAAAUGUCCAGCAGCUCUACUCGGUUGUCUAGAGGUGGAAAACAUUGCGAACAAAGAAAUCGAGAAAUCAUUAUAUGAACCUAAACCAAAAGUUCCGGAUAUGAAAAUCACAACCGAUUAUCUCUGUUUAAAAUUGAAGAGCCGAAUUCAUACCAUUGAUCCUAUCACCAUUGAAAAAUUCGCUGAAGAAAAUUUUAAGGGCAUUAGCAAUCCAUGCCAACGCGAUGAAAUUUUUGUGCAAAUAUGCAAUCAAAUCUAUAAAAAUCCGGACAAGGAAGCGACAUCACGUUGUUAUCGCCUACUACUACAAGCGGCCGGAGUUUUCUCUCCUACCGAAACUGUUCUUCCGAUGUUGAUCAGCUUUGCAAAUCAACAGAGGCAACCAUUCCAGAUACAGCUAUUGAAUACAAUCGCUAGGAAGAUGAACAUGUUUGAAAAUCAGCAUGGUGCCAGAUUAUUACCAGCAUCACGCCUGGAAAUGGGUGCACUAUGCGGUUUCCACAAUGCAGCUGUUGAAGUCACCAGUCAGGAUGGUGAGGUUCAUGUCGUUGAGGCACAUCCAUGGACGACAAGUGAAGAACUCGUGAAUAGAGUUCUAAGAUAUAGAGGAAUUGGAAAUCCUAGUGGAUGGACGGUUGAGGUAGAAACGGAAAAAAUGCUCUAUUGUCCAACCGGAGCACAUUUUCUACAUGAUGUGAUUUCUGAAAUUGAACUCGGAAAAGAAGAAAACAAAAGGUCUUAUUUUUACAAUUACCCAACCGAACGUACUCUUCCACCUGUGAAUAGGAAGAAAGGUGGUUCACCACCGGAAUCAACUCAAACCAAAGUAUUAAGUCCUGUAGUCAGACGACGUAUGCGACAAAUGAAUGAUAGUCGUGAUACACAUAGUCAUGAUAGAUCAACGGAUACGACAAAUAGUCGCUUGUCACGAAGUGAGGGCAGUCACGAAAGAUCUCCCAACAUGUUACAUGUGACAAGCGUUACGUCAUCACCACCAGCCUAUAGACAAACGUAUCGGAAUGUGGAUGAAGAAGAAGCGGAUUAUUGCUAUGCACUUCCGGUUAAGCCGAGAACAUUAAAUGAUACUAUUGUUCGUUCACCGCAUAUUCCGCAUAUUGGUCCUCGUGAUGAAUGUUCUGAGGACAUACCACCGGAAAUUCCAAGACAACCAAUUCCUAACGGCUCAGUUGCUCGAUUCGAACCUUUGCCUCUCCGUUCAUCAUAUGCACAGUAUAGAUCUAACAACUAUGAACGCACGAACGAUCGUCCUGAAUCAAUGACGACCACCCAGUACUACCCUCAUUCAACGACAAUGCCAAUGGUUCAAUAUGUGCCAGUGAUGAUGGCUGCGCAACCAAUGCAAAUGUUUCCCACCCAAAUCGGUCAACCGUUGGUUCAAACUCCAGUACUCAUGCCUGGUCCCAACGUCCCACAACUAGCAUCAAAUCAAACAACACGUGUGUUUGAAAGUAUUACACAACCGGACCACGUCUCGUCACAUCUGGCGCAGCAUCAACGUGAACCGAGCAUGCUGACUAAUUGCCUAGGUGAUACGGAUGAUCGAACUCACGAUAGUGGGACCGUGAAAAGUAUCCCGAGAGUGGAUUUUGACUCUGUACGCUCGCGAUCAAGCGUCGCAACGCGAGGUGGCGAAUGUGAUUCGCGAAUGUUGAACAGUCGAUGCGAUCAAGUGCCGAGCGUCUAUUCGACCAUGUCUGUUGCGUCAAGGAUUCGAAACAUGCCUGUACCGAACAACAAUCGUGAUGUUGAUCGAUUUCUGGAUGAGGUUUUCGACCAGGUUCUGUCUCCACAUGAGCUUGCUGCUGCUGAGAUGAGUUCACAUCAGAUUGCAGCCAGUAUCAAAGGUGGAGCAUAUGGUCCAAUGGACUAUGAGGGGCCGUACCAGAGAGGAGGACCGUCCCAUCUGAACUAUUCGGAUAAUCCACGUCCUCAGAACGGCAUGGAUUCAGAUCGUUACGAUUAUGUUAACAGAGCAACUAUGGCAGCAAGAGGUCCCGCACGACCAAGUGAACGGUCGCAUAGCGCACCACGUUACGGUACGACGGACAGAAAAUAUCGACCUGUAGCGGAGGAUUCUUCUGACUCAAUCGCCUCGGAUUUGUGUACAAUGCGUGAGUACAUACCAUCACCUCAUGGUACACCAAAUACUCAACGAUCCUCAAGACCAUAUGAUGGAGGGAAUAAAUCAACCAAUGAAAUAUAUGAACCACAACAAAUGGUUUUUAUGAUGCCUAUGCAAAUGAAUGCAUCAAAUGGUCAAAUGAUGCCUGUGCUGAUGACCACUAGUAUGAUGACACCUUCCGUAGCACCGAAUAUGAUGUACUGUAUGUCUACUUCUAUGCAAAACAAACCUUCCUCAAAGCAGAGACGACAUCGUUCAAUGGACGUAUCGCAGUUGAUCACAUAUGACGAUGAGGAAAUUCCACAUUAUUACGCACAACAUAAUUCGAGUUCAUCAUCCGAUUUCCACCCUAAAAAUCAAGGUUUCGAACCAACCAGGUCGAUGUUGAGGCCUGACAACUCGGGUGCUCUUCCGCGUCCAUCGCCGAGAUCACCAUCUCCAUUAAAAUCGCCAUCCUCAGAGCGGAAACAGAAUGGUCUUAAUCGAGUUCCACAGGAUGCGUAUCGAGAGCCGAUCGUACAAAACACUAUAAUCAAUUCUGAACAUCCAAAUCCGCGCAAAUUUCGUAUUCCAGAGAAGAAUCUUGUGAAAGAAAUACAGCAAAAAGAACAAGAAGCUAUUCGAAAAAUUAAUGAACGUCUUAAGAAUCUCCCACCACCCGUCGAUCAUGUUCGGAUCUUCAUUCCAAAGAAGCCACCGGCUCCUGUACCACCACCAGAACCAUCCGUACAAGCAUUUGCAGUUCCGGAAGAACCACGAGAUGUUUACACCCCUCCACCACCUCCUAGUCAAUAUGUACCACCGAGUGAUUAUGUCGUGAAGACUGAAGAACCACAAAAUGAAUGGGUCUUUGAGGGAGAAGUGGAACGACCAGCAGAAUUCGUGGAACAAAGUCGCAGUCCAGUUCCAUAUGUGCAACCACCAAGUGAUACGGAAUCUGUGAGUUCACAUGAAAAGCCUGCUGUACGAUAUGUGAAACAACCGUGGAAACUCACUAUAAGAAAGGAGAUGUUCUAUCCACGAGAAGACCUGGAUGACGUUCAAGUAAUCAAUCAAGUAUUUGCACAAAUUAUUUCCGAUUGCCGCAAAGGAAUCGCAUAUCGUAUCCGAGCAUAUGAGAGGGAUGACGUUGUUAGCAUACUUAAAGCGAACAAUAUUCCUCCAGAAAUGUUGAAUCGACAAACAGAGAUCCCAGUUGACGUAAAAGUUGCCGUUAUUGAGGCGGCUCGUAAAUGGCCGAUGUAUUUUGCGCAAGUGUAUGAGGUAGUUGAGGAACGCCUGGAUGAAUCCGUAUCGGUGUUACUCUCCAUUGGUGAGCAUGGAAUCCGAUUAUCCCUUCACACUCCUUUAGACAAGGAAAAUCCUUUGAAACCACAAGAUCAUUUCAAUUAUUCGGAUUUAACUGAAACAACACUGGAAAAUGAUGAAGUAAUUUGUCUACAUACGAAAAAUCAUAUGACGGUAAGGUUACGUACAAAAAUGGCACAACAAAUCAAGGCACAAAUCGACAAAUGUAUGUACGGCGAAGUACAGAAAAAGCAGUUCGUCCGUGCAACCGCUGAUUAUGUCACUAAACAACCGAAUUUGUUGUCAUUUAAAAAAGGCGAAACGAUUGAAUUGGUUCCACUACCAAAUGGUGAAGUUACACCGUCUGGAUCAUGGUUGUAUGGAAAAAUUGGGAAUCGUUAUGGAAGUCUUCCUGCUCAAUACGUUGUCCCACUUGAUGACAGCAAUCGAGAAAUUGAAGAAUCUCUGCCAACACUUCCUCUUGUUUACGACGACGUUGCUGAUGAAAUUGGUCAUAUGAAUGGUUAUAAAUACACUAUGUUGGAAUUUGCUCUUAAUCAUUUCCGUGGUCCUAAAGGAUUUGACAAUACUUUGAAAAAGAACAAGAAAGGCUGGACAUGGGAAGAUGUUGCUCAUAGGGUAAAGUUUACGGAGAAGCCAAUCUCUCAUUCCCUCAUUCGUUUCGAAUCGAAUGAACUCGACAAACUGGCAUGCGAAACAUUUGCAUGUAUAAUGCGAUAUAUGGGUGAUGAACCGAUUCGACGAGGUGAAACGAUAACCGACGCUGUGUAUCAUCUACUUCUUAUCUGUCAUAAACAUCCUGCACUUCGAGAUGAAGUUUACUGUCAAAUCAUCCGACAAACCACAAACAAUAAAUCUAGCAAGCCCGACAGUUCAAUACGUGGAUGGCGAUUAUUUUCAAUAAUUACUUCAUAUUUUGAUUGUUCUUUAUCACUACGUCCAUAUUUGGUUAAUUAUCUUGCUGAGAAUGCAGAUGAUCAAAGAAGAGCUUAUCAUGGAACUGCUCAGUUAUGCUUGCAAAAUUUGAAUCAAACGAUUCGUUAUGGUGGCCGAAAAUAUUUGUUAAGUGGUAUGGAGGUGGAAGAAAUUACGAAUGGCAAAAUCUUUAAACGUCAAGUUUAUACGCUCCCUGGAGGAGGUAAAAAAGUUGUCAAUACGAAGAGUAUAACUGUUGUUGAAGAAGCGAUCAGGGAGCUUUGCCUGGAGCUAAAUAUCAGGAGUCCAUCUGAACAACAAGAAUUCUGCCUCUGUUACAUUCUAGAAAAAGAAAAUCGAAUGGAGUACUGUAAUAACGAUGAUUACAUUCUGGAUAUAUGCACUGAACUCGAACAUAAACGUCAGCAAUUCCAUUUCUUGUUGAAACGAUGUACAUGGGUGCAUCCGUUGCGACUUGAUCAUCCUGUAUACAUCGAUGUGCUGUUCUUCCAGGUUGUUCCUGAUUAUAUGGAGGGAAAAUUCCUCAUGCGACAAGCUGGUGGAUAUCUUAGCGCCUCUACAUGUGAUGAUAUAACAAAAUUUGCCGCCUAUCUUCAUAUCGCAGCUAACGAUGGACAAAAAACAGCUGUUCUCUCGAAAAACGUCAGCUCUCUGAUACCAUCAGCAGUGUUAGAAUAUCCUACUCAAUCGACGGAUGCUUGGGCGAGUAGGAUUAAUCGCCAACUACGUUCCAUGAAUAAUAACAUGACGAACACACAAGCCAGGGCUGCAUUUUUAGAGCUCCUGUCCACAUGGAAACUCUUCGGCAGCACUAUUUUCAAUCUGGAUGCAGCAUCCUGUGAUGGACGACUUCUAUCUCCAUUAGAAUUAGCGGUUGGUAGAAGUGGCGUGAAACUUUUGGAGCCACGUAGUCGUGACGUAUUGGAACAAUGGUCAUACGAUAGGAUAGUCUCCACAAGGACGGGAGACCGUGACACCAUUGUUGAGAUGAUCGUAGGCAAUGCGAGUUCAAGUCGAACAUAUGAGUUCCGCACAAAAGAGAGCUCAUCCAUAACUCGACUUAUUGGACAAUAUACCUUCAUUGUCAAUGAAAAUCGAGGCCUUUUGAAUGAAUGA